ACCGGCGGGGGAGGCCGGUCGGUCUCACACUCCGCCGCCGGCUCCCUGUUCGCGUCUGCUCGCCGCCGCGUCGCCGCCUCCUUCGCCGAUCGCAAUGGAAGACGAGAUCGCCGCGCUCGUCAUCGACAAUGGCUCCGGCAUGUGCAAAGCCGGCUUUGCGGGCGACGACGCGCCCAGGGCUGUGUUCCCGUCCAUCGUCGGCCGCCCCCGGCACCAGGGCGUCAUGGUGGGUAUGGGCCAGAAGGAUUCGUACGUGGGCGAUGAGGCCCAGAGCAAGAGGGGCAUCCUGACCCUCAAGUACCCCAUCGAGCACGGCAUCGUCACCAACUGGGACGACAUGGAGAAGAUCUGGCACCACACCUUCUACAACGAGCUGCGCGUGGCCCCCGAAGAGCACCCCGUGCUGCUGACCGAGGCCCCCCUGAACCCCAAAGCGAACCGAGAGAAGAUGACGCAGAUCAUGUUUGAGACCUUCAACACCCCGGCCAUGUACGUGGCCAUCCAGGCGGUGCUGUCCCUGUACGCGUCCGGGCGCACCACUGGGAUCGUCAUGGACUCUGGUGACGGGGUCACGCACACAGUGCCCAUCUAUGAGGGCUACGCCCUUCCUCACGCCAUCUUGCGUCUGGACCUGGCUGGCCGGGACCUGACCGACUACCUCAUGAAGAUCCUGACCGAGCGGGGCUACAGCUUCACCACCACAGCCGAGCGGGAGAUUGUGCGCGACAUUAAGGAGAAGCUGUGCUACGUCGCCCUGGAUUUCGAACAAGAAAUGGCCACUGCUGCGUCCUCCUCCUCCUUGGAGAAGAGCUACGAGCUGCCUGACGGGCAGGUGAUCACCAUCGGCAAUGAGCGCUUCCGGUGUCCGGAGGCCCUCUUCCAGCCUUCCUUCCUGGGCAUGGAGUCGUGCGGCAUCCACGAGACCACCUUCAACUCCAUCAUGAAGUGUGACGUCGACAUCCGCAAGGACCUGUAUGCCAACACAGUGCUGUCUGGAGGGACCACCAUGUACCCAGGCAUUGCUGACAGGAUGCAGAAGGAGAUCACAGCCCUAGCUCCCAGCACCAUGAAGAUCAAGAUCAUUGCUCCUCCGGAGCGCAAGUACUCCGUGUGGAUCGGCGGCUCCAUCCUGGCCUCCCUGUCCACCUUCCAGCAGAUGUGGAUCAGCAAGCAGGAGUAUGACGAGUCGGGCCCCUCCAUCGUCCACCGCAAAUGCUUCUAGAUGGACUGAGCAGGUGCCAGGCAUCUGCUGCAUGAGCCGAUGGUGAAGUGCCGAUUUGCCUGGCAAAUGUACACACCUCAUGCUAGCCUCAUGAAACUGGAACAAGCCUGGGAAAAGAAAUUUGUCCUUGAAGCCUGUAUCGCUAUCAGCACUGGAUCAUAGAAUCAGCAACAGAUUUCUGACCUUGUUAACUGUUCCCGUGGUACAUGUUUAAUACCCUGUGCAUAUCUUGAUUUAGUCCUUUGUCCACGCGGCUCGUUGCUUGGUGGCUGGGGAGAGCACGCUCUGGAAGAGACAGCCCCAGCCUGGUGAUCAGUGCGCUACGUAGUGAUCUGUGCAGGGUAUUAACCGACAGCUGGCUUCCAGGCUCUCUCAAGGCUGGCAAGGGUUCCUGCCCGCUUGCCACUUCCAUCUUGCCGGUCUAACGGGAAAGUCCGAGCCUUAGGACCCAGUUUCCAUUCUGGUGGUUCCCCUCCUGACCAUGGGUUGUUACUUGCCUUGAGAAGGAUUGCAUUGACACCUGUAAAUGUAUUCAUCCUUUUAAUUUAUGUAAGGUUUUUGUACUCAAUUCUUUAAGAAAUAACAAAUUUUUGGUUUUCUACUGUUGUGAGAACAUUAGGCCCCCAGCAACAUUGUGUAAAGAAAAAUAAAAGUGCUGCAGUAA
Psammomys obesus (fat sand rat) is the source of this 1886-nucleotide messenger RNA. Its product is annotated as actin, cytoplasmic 2. The record is from RefSeq and is a predicted model, not a curated record. The transcript is spliced from 6 exons. NCBI's taxonomy places the organism in Eukaryota, Metazoa, Chordata, Mammalia, Rodentia, Muridae. The coding region runs from base 95 to 1222 and encodes 375 amino acids.